UGACUAUCUUCAGAUGGCAUAUUUUACUUAUCAUUGCAAAAUAUUUUCAAGGGGUUGAAGGUCCAUAACCAUAAAUUAGUUAUUGAACAAGGAAGUUAAAACAUUUUAUGUUAAAGCAUAUAAAUACAAUACAAGCUCAAUUCUAAACCAAUGGAAACAUAUACUAGCAUAGAUAAAAAAUUUAGAAAAUGGAUUAAGGAAUAUACAACCUUCUGGAUUGUUAUGAUUUUGAUGUGCUCCACUGCAGCAUCGGGUCAAGGUGAUAUAGUCCUGAUAGAAGGUCCACAAGACAAGGCCGUGUUGUCUGGGAAGAAUGCUGAAUUGACUUGUCAUAUUAACCCUAUUGCAUCUGGGGCUGAUCAUGUUGUGCAGUGGAUAGGGGGUAGUGCAAGAACAGGAAUUGGUAGACCGUUAUCAGUUAAUGAUAGGAUUACUUUUACUGACAUACCUGGCAAGUUCUAUAUAAGUACAGAUAAACCAUACAAUCUGGGUUUACAGAGCACCGACUUAGAUGAUGCUGGAAAGUACGCUUGUAAUAAUGUACUACAGGGACAACCUAUAGGUGACGUAGAGCCUUACUUGGUUGUACUUGAUCCUGCAUCAUGCCCUAUGUCAGGGACUACUACAUUUAUUCAGAAUGAUACCAUCACAUUUGAGUGGUCUGUCACAUAUGCAGGAGAGAGAGAUGAUAGCCAGAAACCCACCAUUACUUGGACACUUAAUGGUAUUGAGCAAACUGCAACACCUGAUGAGACUACACCGGGGGUCUUCAAGUCAACGUUUACUAAAACAGCAUCUAGUGUUGAUAACCUGAAGGAACUCAAUUGCUCCUUUACUGUACUGAAUAUCCAACAACAUUGUUCCACUAGGCUCAAUAUACAAUAUCCAGCACGAAAGCCAACACUCUUUGUCGAUGGCAACAAUAUUCCAGACCAAGCUAUAAUACAACGCACAGUAGGGAGAAAUGUACAACUAAAAGGAGAGUCAUUAGCAAACCCUACUCCAACGUUCAUAUGGCAGUUUAGAGCAACAGGUGAUCCUAGCUUUGGAACUGAGGAAUUUGGAGACACAAAACAAAUCAACAACAUCCAAUUCAACCAGGCAGGGAUAUACAGAUGCUGUGCUAGCAAUAACUUGAACGGUUAUAGGGAAUGCAGUGAAUUGACAAUCGAAGUUGUUG
Messenger RNA from Owenia fusiformis, 1180 nucleotides. The record is from the annotation of a GenBank genome assembly. Lineage: Eukaryota; Metazoa; Annelida; Polychaeta; Sabellida; Oweniidae.